Messenger RNA from Neoarius graeffei (lesser salmon catfish), 1107 nucleotides. RefSeq names its product synaptonemal complex central element protein 2 (gene syce2). The coding region runs from base 92 to 643 and encodes 183 amino acids. Gene Ontology annotation, cellular component: central element. The transcript is spliced from 5 exons. Gene Ontology annotation, biological process: synaptonemal complex assembly. The record is from RefSeq and is a predicted model, not a curated record. NCBI's taxonomy places the organism in Eukaryota, Metazoa, Chordata, Actinopteri, Siluriformes, Ariidae.
AAAUGUUUAUUUAACGGCAGUUGUUUUCAAACGCAGUUAAACUAAAACUACAGCCAAAUAUAUAUAUCGCGGAGGUUUAAUCAUUUUGGCCAUGGCUCAGGACUUCUUUGGACAUCCUGGUUCUGGUACAUUUCAGUCGACACCUAAAGCACGUCCCCGUGUGUCAGCAGAGAUGUCAGAAGAGGGUCAUGGGCAUAGUUUAGACCACAACUCAUCUGGUGAACCGCAUUCAUUUGCAACCUUAGAUGAUAGUCAUGAGCAGCAAAGCGAGGAUUCAGGCAUUAAUAUCUCACACAGAAGUUCACCAAUAAACGAGGUGGAUGAGGGUGUUGUCUCCACCCCCAAUCCCACAAGAAUCGAUGAAAUUGGGAAGAAAGCACAAGACCUUAUAGAGAGGAUCAACCAGAGCCGGGCAAUGGACCAGAAACUCAUGAACAGCUUUGAGGAGAAACUAAUGAAGAAGGUGAGUGAGAUUUGCCAGCAGUUGAAGGAACAGAUGUUUGAGUAUUAUGAGAGAAACAGCCGUGGAAUGGAGAUGAAGCUCACCGAGCUCACAGAAGUGUUAGAGCACAGCAGUCAGCUCAGCAUGGAGCUCCAGGGAGCCAGCCAGACACUGGCAGCCAUUAACAAGGGUCUGCAGUAAACCCCGGGCCAGUAGAUAUAAAUCACACACACGCACCACGUAGUGCCUAAAAUAUUUCCAUAGCAGCAGACGUGACAGUCAAAACAAAGUAGUUUUAUUUGUUGACAUAAUAGAAAUACCUUAUUAAAGAGGUAGGGUGAAAUGGUUUGUACUUAUUUCAUACCUGUAUGAUUCCCACUAGUGAUAGUAAGACCAAAGUAAUUUUCCAACAUCAAACUUACAAAGAGUGUAGUAUAUAGUACUGUUUAAAGAGAGAGGAAGAAUAGUAGGACUGCAGAACUGUAUUUAAAAAAAAAAUAGAAUGUGAAGCUGAAUUUAGAAGACUCCAUCAGUAAAAGAAAGAUUAGAUUUAAAACAUGUUCUUCAGAGAGUGCUGUAAGGAAGACGCAGAAGACGUAUUAGUCUAACUUCUGUUUUGAAUUUUGAUUUUGUUUUAUUAAAGUUGCACCUAUUUACACUGUAAA